CUUCACUGGCGCUGCUGCUACUGCUGGUUCUAUCGAGCUCCUUCUGUCCUGCUGCCACCUCGGACCUGGUUCUGCCUCGCCUAGCUUGGGCUGUGCUGGGCCUAGCUGGGCUACUUUAUUAUUAACCCUAAGACCAGAGCUGAUUAACCCUCGUGGGGAGACUUUACAAUGUUACCAGGUCCGGCUAGGAUAGAUACAUUUACUGCGAGUUGCCUCUGUCAGUGCUGGGGAUCCAUGUGACAGUACGGUAAAUUACGAUUCAACAAAGAGGGCAACUUUUUGACACUUUCCUGAAUGGAUAAGUCUGGAGUGUCUUCCUUGCACUGCUGUAAAUGUUGCUUUAACGGAUGAUAGAAGAGCCAGCCAAACUGAUGACACUUGAACCAUUGAAAAGCUGCUUUCAUUAAAGAUUUCCACUAGCAGAAAUCCAGUCUGCUAAAAUGGAUGGAGAGGAAGAGCUCUCUCAGAAGACUGAAGAAGUGCACCUGGACCAUAAUGGUUCCUUGGAGAACAAGAGAAAAGAGGCCAAAGGAACCUGUUUAAAAAUCGAGGGGCAGGAUGGUUAUGUAUUUAAGUCGUACAGCAUGACUCCUCAUGAGUUUACAGAUGCAAAGGCAUCUCAUUCUCCCACUGAUACACUGGCUAAAGACUCUUCCUUGUCUUCUUCUACUACUUCUCCACCUUCUUCUUCGUCGUCUUCUUUGUCUUCAUCCCUUCUGGGGACACUGGAUAAUGUAUCUUCUCAGGUCGAUGGACAUCCAGGAGAGAGUCCAGAAGCAGAGAACUGCAGUAAGCAGAGCUCUCCAACUUCUCCUGUCAUCUUAAAUAAAAGCCAGAGCACUGAAUUAGACCAGGACAAUUCAGCAAGUGAAACCAGUCUACAUAUCAAAGAGGAACCAAAUGAAAUUUGUGAAAGUUCUCAGGAGGAUGACAGUUUGUAUUUUGACGGUACUGUAGGUCCCUUUGUCACAAAAUUUACUGAUGACGACUAUGGUAACCUGCUGAGUGGCUAUUCCAGUAUGUUUUAUGAUGUUGCAAUGGAUGCUGUCACACAAAGCCUUCUGUCCUCUAUUAGACAUCCUCUUAAUCCUAGAAAGAAAUCUCCUGCCUGGAACCAUUUUUUCAUAUCACCUCGGGAUAGUACCAAAGCAAUCUGCAUGUACUGUAUGAAAGAGUUCAGUCGGGGUAAAAACGAGAAAGACCUCAGCACUAGUUGUUUAAUGAGGCAUGUGCGAAGGGCUCACCCCACUGUGCUCUUACAUGACAGUGACUCUUUAAAUACGUCCAAUUCUGCCUCAUCAAUAUUACCUCCCAUUCAAGCACCAAAUAACGGAGACCUGGCAGCUAGCAUUAAACCCCACCUAAACAAUCACACCUCACCGUCCACCUCUUUAGCAGAACCAGCCACAGAUGUAGCACCCAAAGAGGCAUUGCAAAAGGUCAAGCCAAAAGUGGAAAAGAAUGCCAAGACCGACUCUGGCACAGUCCCUUCCCCACAUUCCAUCAACAACCACAACGAUGACGCCAUGGAUGUCAUUGUGACUGACUGCCCGAGCACAGCCCAUAAAAGCUCCAAUUCUCGAAGGCGUUCAGCUGUGUGGAAACACUUCUAUCUGUCUCCAGCCGACAGCUCAAAAGCUGUGUGCAUCCACUGCAUGAAUGAGUUCAGCCGGGGGAAAAAUGGGAAAGACCUGGGAACAAGCUGUCUAAUUCGCCACAUGUGGCGAGCCCACCGAGACAUUGUUAUUGAAGAAAACGGACAGGGCACCACCAUUCCGCCACCUUAUACCACGCCGCCAACACUACUGAUGAAGGGCCCUUUGAAAAUCAAAAAAGAGCCUAUCUGUAACUCCCCUGAAAACAUAUCCGAUGGAGUGUUGCCCAUCGAUGAUAGCGAAAGUAUGCUUUUAAAGAUGGAGCUGAAUGACACCUCAUAUCUCUCUGGACAGGACUCUUCACUCAAUGUAUCUUUCGACAUAAAAAGUGAAAACUUACUUCUGACGUCAUCUCCCGACAACUCUGCACAAGGCUCGGGUCAAGACCAAGUUUUCCAACAGAACAAAAAAAUUAUGAAACGAGUGAAAUCGGAAGUGUGGCACCACUUCAUCGUCUCCCCCGUUGACCAGCUCAAGGCUUUGUGUCGAUACUGUCCUUGUGUCAUCAGUCGCGGAAAGCGCGGUGACUUCGGCACAAGCUGUUUGAUGCGGCAUCUUGUGAGGCGGCAUCCAGAUGUCGUCAAGAGCCAAAAAAGCACAAGCCUCAAAGACUCUUCACUGCUGGCGCUCCACGAUUCUUUCGCUGCAGACGAGGAAAUGUCAGCAAGUGCGACUGACAGCCCUGCUAGCGGAAAGAAGAAACACAGUCUACCCAUGUUCAGCAAGAAGACGUCAAAACUGUGGAAUCACUUUUCUAUUUCUACUGGAGACCCAACGAAGGUGGUCUGUUUGCACUGUAACCGCACAAUAAGCCGGGGCAAAAAAACAACCAAUCUAGGCACUAGUUGCUUAUUCAGGCACAUGCAGAGGUUUCACGGACACAUGCUUGAAAAUAGUAGUAGUAUCUCAGGUGAUGUGUCAUCUGCUGCACUUGCAGUAAAGCAGGAGCUCAUGGACACUUCUGCGUAUGUGCAGCAAAAUAAGAAAUUCGAAGAUUGCCACCCAGUUGCCAAAAAAAUCACAAAACUCAUCGCAGAAAUGCUUGCACUGGAUCUUCAGCCUUCGACUGUGGUGGAGAAUGUGGGCUUGAACCGACUACUGGAUUAUCUCCAACCACAGUAUUCUGUACCCUCGUCGUCUUACUUCACCAGCACCGCCAUACCUGAAAUGUACGAGACUGUGAAGGAGGUUGUUCUGACUCACCUCAAGGAGGCAGAGAGUGGAAUUAUCCAUUUCACAACAAGCAUGUGGGUGAGCAGUCAAACUCGGGAAUACCUGACUCUUACAGCUCACUGGGUGACGUUCGAGUCUCGUGUCCGACCUCAGGGCCAAGACUUCCACUGCUCAGCCCUGCUUGGUGUCUCCCCAAUAGACUGUGAUUACAAUAUGUUGAGCAUUCAGAAGCAGCUUGAGUAUCUUUGGGACACAUGGAUUGCUUCCUCAGGCCUGAAAAUUGGAUUCACUGUAACUGAUAAUCAAGCCAUAGGAAAUGUGCUGAAGGACAGCAAUCACGCCAUCAUGCACUGUUUCGGUCACAACAUAGACCUCAUUGUUAACGAAGCCAUAAAGAGUCAGCGUAUGGUCCAGAACUUGCUAAGCAUUGCACGGAAGAUCUGCGAGCGGGUACAUCGCUCAGCAAAGGCAAAAGAGAGACUGGCGGAACUGCAAAAGGAAUACAACUUGCCUGAAAAUCAGCUGGUCCAGGAUGUUCCCUCCAAGUGGAAGACCUCAUAUUUCAUGCUCGAACGUCUGGUCGAGCAGAAGAAAGCCAUUGAUGAGUUGUCUUUAGAGUGCAACUUCAGGGAACUUAUAAGCUGUGACCAGUGGGAGGUGAUGCAGUCUGUUUGCAAUGCUCUGAAGCCCUUCGAGGUGGCCUGCCAGGAAAUGAGUGCUCACACUUCCACCCUUGGCCAAGUCAUACCACUCAUUCAUAUCCUCAACCGCAAGAUCGACAUGCUCUUUGACGAGACUAUGGGAAUCGACAACAUGCUCAAGUCUCUGAAAGAGGCCAUGGUGACCAGAAUGUCUCCCAUACUUCACGACACACGGUAUACCUGGGCAACCAUGCUGGACCCUCGGUACAAGACCUCCCUGUUCACUGAGGAGGAGGCAGAGCAGUGCAAGCAGGACCUCAUACGAGAACUUGACAAGGUAUCACUAGCUACUACCUCUCCAGACACUAAAACUCAACUGUCCAAUGGCUGCGUUGAGGUUCCAGCUUCGUCAGACGGCCCGUCCGGGAAGAAGGAAAACCUCUGGGCCCUGAUGGAUGGCAUCAGGCAAAAGAUCAAGCAAGAGGAGAGACCAAAGUCCCCAGAUCUCAUCGUUCAGGAAUAUUUGGAGGAAGAGAUUCUUGACCAGAGCUGCGACCCUCUGGACUAUUGGAAUCUUAAAAAGUUCCAGUGGCCCGAACUUGCCAAAGUAGCCGUACGUUAUGUGGGCUGUCCGCCCAGCAUUGUACCAGCAGAGACUCUGUUCAGCACGUCGAGCGCAAACUGUGCCCUGAGUCAGUCCCGACCAUUGCUAGAAAACCUUGAAGGACUCUUAUUUUUAAAGGUCAACCUUCCUUUGGUAUAUUUUCAAUACUGAUGACUCUCUUUUUAAAUGUAUGCAAGCUUAUUUCUUAGACACUGAUAAGAAAUAGACCCUUACCAAGGACCAAUUCACUACUGAGAUGGCCCUUUAAGAUAUUUUACACUGAGGUUUAGAUUUGGUAUACAGAUCGUAGAGAUCCAAGUUAAUUUAAAGAAAAAAAAGAAAUGUUUUGUAUGUGUACUACUGUUCAACACUUGAUAACUGGAGUUAGUCUUACACCAGGUGAAAAGUGUUUUCAGGGAGGGAUUUAGGAAGGGUGGGUAGGUGGGCUUUAGGAAGGGUUGGUGGGUUGGUUAGUGGGACGGGUUUAGGGUAAGGGGAGGAGAGGAGAUGCUUAGCUGUAGGGAUUGUUGUGUGUUGCUGUUCACUUUUUUUGUUGUUGUUUUUAUGGCCAGAUUGUUCUGUUCUUCUCUCUCUUCUUGUGCCUUAUAUAAACUACUUCAGGUCAAAAUGCUGUAUAUAUUAUCCGAUGUGCACAACACAUCAUGGUCUUCUGACGUAAUAUUGACUAUGUAAAAUAGAACGGGAUGCUGAAUACCUUUUUUUUUACUGCUAUUAUUAUUAUUAUUAUUAUUAAUAAUAUUAUUAAAUAAUGAACACAUGGCCCAAAAUUAAAUGCUGUGACUGAAAGAUGUUUAAAUGUUUGUAAUUUAAUAUUUUCAUUGUGAUAUUGUGGCUUAUGGUACUGUCCAUUAGAGUUAGUUUCUUUUAAACGUUAAAGUUUCUUAUGUAAUAUAAUGCUGUAAUUUCAGGGUGAGCUAUCUGUUUUGAUCAUGAAUUUUGCAAGCACAAAUGUCUCUUUUAUUUUUGUUUGUUUGUUUUCUGGGGUUUUAAAUUAUGGGUCAAUGUCAAGUUAAUGUACAUUUUAUAAAUAACAAUUUCCAAAACAAUUUUUUGCUAAAGAAUAAGCAUUCAGACUGGAACCAUGCAAUUUUUGUGGUUAUUUGGUAAUAAAAGGUUUACCCUUUAA
Astyanax mexicanus (Mexican tetra) is the source of this 5220-nucleotide messenger RNA. It is a transcript of the gene zbed4, whose product is annotated as zinc finger, BED-type containing 4. The record is from RefSeq and is a predicted model, not a curated record. The transcript is spliced from 2 exons. Lineage: Eukaryota; Metazoa; Chordata; Actinopteri; Characiformes; Acestrorhamphidae. Gene Ontology annotation, molecular function: DNA binding; protein dimerization activity. Bases 441 to 4244 code for a protein of 1267 amino acids.